Polyodon spathula (Mississippi paddlefish) is the source of this 1838-nucleotide messenger RNA. It is a transcript of the gene fdxacb1, whose product is annotated as ferredoxin-fold anticodon binding domain containing 1. Gene Ontology annotation, molecular function: rRNA (uridine-N3-)-methyltransferase activity. The record is from RefSeq and is a predicted model, not a curated record. NCBI's taxonomy places the organism in Eukaryota, Metazoa, Chordata, Actinopteri, Acipenseriformes, Polyodontidae. The annotation marks the transcript as partial. The transcript has 4 exons. Gene Ontology annotation, cellular component: cytoplasm. Gene Ontology annotation, biological process: rRNA base methylation.
GUCGUCUUCAACUUCCCUCACUGCGGGAGGAAGGCUGGUGUGAAGAAGAACCGCACCCUGCUGGCCAAGUUCUUCCUCAGCUGUGCAGAGGUUCUGAGUGAAGAUGGAGAAGUUCACAUCGCUCUUUGUAACGGACAGGGCGGCACGCCCGCUGACCAGCCAAUGAGAGAGUGGCACAACAGCUGGCAGGUGGUUGCCAUGGCAGCAGAGGCGGGGUUCAUUCUCAGUGAAAUCUGCCCAUUUGACUGUGCUAAAUACUACAGCUACAGAAGCACUGGUUAUAGGAGUCAAGACAAGUCGUUCCACGUGGAAGGAGCUUUGAAUCACAUCUUUACCCGGAGUCUGCCUUUCACUUCAGUGCCGGCUGUUGCUGUGGAGGAAACACUGGGCAAGCAUAGAGUCUGUUUCCAGAUCCCUGAAGAACUCAGUGAAUACAUCAACAGGGGUUUUCUUGGCAGACAUUCCCACCACCCUGUGAAUCUAAUAAAAGAGCAGCUUCUGAAAGAGUUGAGCUCCCUGGUGCCUGUCCAACGAAUAGAGAGAGAGUUCCCUCUAUUGUUUCACAGCAGCAAGGGGCUCCCUGAUUGGCUGUGCGACCUGUCUAACAUCUACUGGAUCAGACCUUCAGAGGUGGGGCUAACAAGGAGUGAAGAGGCCGGUCCUCCGGGGUUAAACCCCAGCGUGCAGCCAGAGACCGAGCCUGUGACUUCAGGAGAGGCUGCGUCCAACAGCACAGGCACAGAGGAGGGAGGUAAGAAGGGCUACGGUCUCCGCUCCUCCCUCAUGGUACACGCCUGGGAUGUUUUACAACAGAAGGGAUUCAGAGAGGAAACGUUUUACACAAUAAGCGGCCCCGUCUUCAAAAAGUCCCCUGUUUCCAGAGACAACCUCCCCGCUUUCCACGAGACUCUCCUGAUUUGCGGAUUCAAUCCCGAACAGAGGCCGGAUUACAUCCGAGUUCUUCAGCGAUCCCUUGAAAGGGUCAUUCCCGCAAAGCUAGACUCCUCGGAACAUCUGCUGACCUUCCAGAAGCUCUCGGACGCACCCGUCCUCCAUGGAAUCUCGGUGAAGCAGAAGGGAGACCGGCAGGUUGGAUGGAUGGCAGUGAUUCCUCCGGGACGGUUUCACCCAGGUCUCCACGUGUGCGCCGUCACCCUAAACCUGGACCUGUUGGCCAUGCUGGUCUUCGGGGUACAGGAUUGGAGGAUGCUGUGGAGCUCUGACCCUCGUUUCCUUGACCAGUUUGGCCAGACAGAGUUGAGACCCUUGCAGAGUUUCUGUCUUCAUCCUCCCUUAUACCAGCACGAUGUCAGCUUCUGGGUGGAUCCCCUGAGCUUCGAUGAGCUGGGGUUCCACAGCUUGGUCCGGCAGGCGACCGCAGGGGCAGUGAUUGAUGUGCGUCUGGUGGACAGUUUCCAGUACCCGCACAUGCCCCAAGCUAGCCGCUGCUACAGACUCAGCUACCAGGCCUGUGACAGAGCUCUGUCUUCUAGGAAAGCACAGGAGCUGCAGCAGAGACUCAGAGAGCAGAUUCAGCAGCGCUUGCAAGUGACUCUCAGAUAGCUGCCAGUGCCAGCCCACCCCAAUCCCUUUCUUAACAAGCUAACAGAGUCAGUGCAGAAAUCUCAAGAGGCAAGCUUGUGUGACGUGAGACUGACAUUGUGAAUGCAUUUUGCACAGCCGUGUGCUGUAAAACUUGACCUGUGUUUUCAAUGUAUUUUGCACAGUUGUGUUUUGAAGCGCAAAAUGUUGGCUGUAUUUGCAGUGCAUGUAAAAUCCAGUAUUGUUUUUAUUUUGAUGUGAUUUUUAAUAUUGUUCUUAAUAAAUGGAUGCCAUUG